AUGUCUUCCUCUCUCGAACAGCUCAAGGCCAUCGGCACUACUGUUGUGUCCGACUCUGGUGACUUUGUCUCCAUUGGCAAGUACAAGCCUCAGGAUGCCACCACCAACCCUUCACUCAUUCUCGCUGCCUCCAAGAAGGCCGAGUACGCCAAGUUGAUCGAUGUCGCCAUUGACUAUGCUAAGAAGAAGGGUGGCUCUAUCGACCAGCAGGUCGAUGAUGCUCUCGACCGUCUUCUUGUCGAGUUUGGCAAGGAGAUCCUUAAGAUCAUUCCCGGCAAGGUCUCAACUGAGGUCGAUGCCCGAUACUCUUUCGACACCGAGGCUUCUGUCAACAAGGCCCUUCACCUCAUUGAGGGUAUUUCCAAGGAUCGCAUUCUGAUCAAGAUCGCCGCCACUUGGGAGGGCAUCAAGGCUGCUGAGAUUCUCCAGCGCGACCACGGCAUCAACACCAACCUCACCCUCAUGUUCUCUCUUGUCCAAGCUAUUGGUGCUGCCGAGGCCGGUGCCUACCUCAUCUCUCCCUUCGUCGGCCGCAUUCUUGACUGGUUCAAGGCUUCUACCAAGAAGGAAUACUCUAAGGAGGAGGACCCUGGUGUUCAGUCCGUCAAGACCAUCUUCAACUACUACAAGAAGUACGGUUACAACACCAUCGUCAUGGGCGCCUCUUUCCGAAACACUGGCGAGAUCACUGAGCUUGCUGGCUGCGACUACUUGACCAUCUCUCCUAACCUGCUUGAGGACCUUCUGAACUCGAAUGAGCCCGUUCCCAAGAAGCUUGAUGCUUCCCAGGCUGCUUCUCUAGAUAUUGAGAAGAAGUCUUAUAUCAAUGAUGAGGCUCUCUUCCGCUUCGACUUCAACGAGGACCAGAUGGCCGUUGAGAAGCUCCGAGAGGGUAUCAGCAAGUUCGCUGCUGAUGCUGUCACCCUCAAGAGCAUCCUCAAGGAGAAGCUCGCCUAA
This is a messenger RNA of Fusarium fujikuroi IMI 58289, 957 nucleotides long. Its product is annotated as probable transaldolase. Gene Ontology annotation, molecular function: transaldolase activity. NCBI's taxonomy places the organism in Eukaryota, Fungi, Ascomycota, Sordariomycetes, Hypocreales, Nectriaceae. The record is from RefSeq and is a predicted model, not a curated record. Gene Ontology annotation, cellular component: intracellular anatomical structure; cytoplasm. The coding region runs from base 1 to 957 and encodes 318 amino acids. The transcript is spliced from 6 exons. Gene Ontology annotation, biological process: carbohydrate metabolic process; pentose-phosphate shunt; pentose-phosphate shunt, non-oxidative branch.